UACUUACUCUGCUGCCACUAUGCAUUUCCUUGUAACGAUACCCUAGCUUUGCUCUCUUGUCCUCAGGACAUCGAACAAGGAAAUGCUGUGUAGAUUGCUCUAUGCGAGCUAAGUCGCACUCAGUCUCAAGUUUUGGCAAUCUUGUCUUGAUACUUCGCCUUUGGAUGACAUAACGCACAUACAACUAUCCAUCAGAUCGAUGCGUACUUUGGAUGGCUCACCUCGCAGCAAUGAUAGUCAUCAAUAAAUAUGAAUUAUUUGCAUCCUCUCGAUAGGCUCAAUCUCGCGACCGUACCCUAUCCCAGAGAAUACUGUCUACUGUUUUCAGCAGCACUCGGUGACAUGAGGUUCAUUUACUUUGACGAAGAAUUGAAUCGGGCGCCUAUUUUCAGGGUGAUGAUGACAUGCUUCACACUGCGGAGCCAAUUCGACAACGUGCCACUAGUCGCCAUAAAAACUCGUAUCGAUCUCCAUCAUCUUACCACGACCAGCAUGCAGACCCUCAUCGACGACCUCGAAAAGUCGUUCUCUAAGCUUUCCACGAAAGACGAUAAGAAAUCGGCGUUGUUGUCAUGCAUGGAAAGGCUCGGAAGCGAUUCUCAAGGAUCUAUAAUUCAGCUUUACGGGUGCCCUGGUAUCCCCAAGAGCGGCAAAAACGUAGAUGACAACGACCGGAAAGCCUUAGAAGGCCUCAUCGCACGUCAUGGACUUCAAGAUGACUUAUUCGACGUCGCAAAGGCGCUAUGCAAUGAAAGUCGUUUGGCGCUCGGGACCAAGAUGCCGCCUCCCUUGAGCCGUCUCGGUUGCGCAAAUCAAAUCAUCUCCAAGUCCCAAUUUUGCCCUAAAGAUGGAACUAUGACCUGUUCCGGAUGUUUUCUCGUUCGAUAUUGCUCGAAAGAGUGCCAGUCGACCCACUGGAAAUCGCACAAGCAAGAUUGUAAAAAUCCAUUAAAAUCAACGUCAUGGUCGCCAGCAUGGAUCAAGGAGAAGAGGAGCCCAGCGUUCAUUGACGGUGACGACGUGCCACCAAGCCAACUUUCGAUGCAAUCUCCAUUUGGAAUGGGCGUGAUUUUGUGGGGGAACAUCGAGGCUAUCGAUAUCAUUAGCGCCAAGCAUAACGAGGGGCUAGAAGAUAUACGGAACAGAGAUCUAUCGAUAGCAUUCAUAGCUUCCGGAGAUCUACGAAACGUUGUCAGGACCAUCAAUGAGUUACCAGAAGACUACUCCGGGUCCAUCAAAAUUGUCCUCAAUGACAAAAAUCCCAUGAUCGUCUGCCGGAACCUCCUAAUUCUCUCCAUUCUUGGUGUUAUCGCAGACGUUGAGGAAGGAGCCGAACAUGCUCUUCACCUCUGGUACUCUGUUUUUCAGCCUCUGUCUUACCAGACGCGCAUUCUUCUACAUCUCUGCGAGUCUGAUACCUUUAAGAAUCUUAAGGGGACACCCUCUCAGCUUACAUCUUCUACCACGAUGCACACAGUAUUCUCCUCUCACACUGUCGAUUUUCUUUCCCAACAGCUUUGUUCAGCUUUGGAUCCCGCUUCCGCCAACACCGCUUUGAACAACAUAAUGAAUGCGCCGGAGCGAGUGGAUUAUCGCGACAGAUAUUAUGAGGCCAUUAAACCUUCUCAUAGAGUUGCAUUUGAGAGGUGGCGUUCAUUCGGGCUCGUUUUACCCUUUGGGGCCGCCAACUCUCAUAUGGCUAUCCCGAACAAAUGGCUCUUCACUUAUGGACAUCUCAUGCUCAACGAUUGCGCUAAUCCCUUCGAAGGAUGGAAUCUCGACGAGAUGUUUAAGGCCGGAAAAGCUCAUGGCACAACCGAAGACGAUUUGAUAGGUUGCCUAUUCUUCUACGUCAAAAACCAGCUCGUCGAAUUUUCCAACCGACUUCGUCGAUUCAAGAUACAUAUAUAUUCCUUUGAUGAGGACGCCCGAGUGCUUCAGAGAACUUUGAAAGGCGGCCCAUCAUUUCCGCAAAGCUUCGACCGCAUUGAAGUCUCAAAUAUUGUCGACAAGAAUUACGUUGGGAUGUCCGUCUUAUCUGACUGGAGUCCUUUUCUGAACAAAGCUAAUCCUCACGCGGCCAUUGUCGGCCUCUUUAUGAACUGGCCGACAUGGAAAGAAUCCGGCAAUGCUCUGUCUUCAGAAUCAGCUGGCAGUCGUGCGAUGAAGAAGAUGGCCGCUUGCCCCUAUGCAGGAUUUUCUCCAAACCUUUCUCCCGGAAGGAUGAUGAGCAUGAUGAACAAUCUGAAUAUGUUCCACGACACGUCUCCUGCUUUCGAAGAGUAUUUGAGAGACGAGAAGGAGGCUGUAAUUGCUCGCAAGGCUGGACUUCGCCGUCGACGUAUCCAUAAAAUCGUGCCACACCGUUGCUACACCAAGCCUGGUAUGGCACAAAGCGAACUUCCAUCCAUCGACUCGGCGCAACGUUGGUAUAGGGUGGUAAGUCUUCACGAUCGUCCUUUAUGUUUCCAUACUUCAUCGCGUUAUUUUUCAGGCUUCCCUAGGUGGAAUGACGUAUUUUGAGCGCUAUGCCGAGUGGGGCUUGGCGACAACACAGCUAUAGUCUGGGAGAACCGUCCCAUUGAUAAUCGAAGAAUAGUAG
Molecule: messenger RNA, 2602 nt
Organism: Desarmillaria tabescens
Lineage: Eukaryota; Fungi; Basidiomycota; Agaricomycetes; Agaricales; Physalacriaceae
Exons: 10
Coding region: 250-2523 (757 amino acids)
Source: RefSeq, a predicted model, not a curated record